This is a messenger RNA of Colletotrichum godetiae, 975 nucleotides long. RefSeq lists its product as uncharacterized. Lineage: Eukaryota; Fungi; Ascomycota; Sordariomycetes; Glomerellales; Glomerellaceae. Gene Ontology annotation, cellular component: SAM complex; cytoplasm. The transcript has 2 exons. Bases 1 to 975 code for a protein of 324 amino acids. The record is from RefSeq and is a predicted model, not a curated record. Gene Ontology annotation, biological process: mitochondrion organization.
AUGCCGGACAACACUCCGAGAAGCUGGUUCGCCGUCCCGGCCCCCGUCGCCGCCCUCUUCAGACGCUUCCCCCUCGCCGUCUACCCUGCCAACGACCUCCCCCACCGCAGCCCUUCCCGCGGCGAUACGCCGACACUAUACGUCUUCGUCGCGGAAGACGAUGCCCCGAGGGGCCGACCGAGCUUCAACCCCUCGUGUCUAAAGUGGCAGACCUUUCUCAAAAUAGCCGGCGUAGACUUCCACAUCGCCCCCUCAACAAACCACGCCUCCCCCUCCGGCGCACUCCCCUACCUCCUCCCGCCCUCCCCGCUCCGUCCCAUCGCCGGCGCCUCGAAACUCGAAUCCUACGCCCUAGAAAACACGACCCUCAAAAGGCUACCCGUGCUAUCCUCCUCCUUCUCGUCCUCGUCCUCCCCCGAGGCAGAGCUCCACGCCCGCCAGCAAGCUUACCAGUCCCUCCUCGACCACCGCCUCCGCGCAGCCUGGCUCCACGCCCUCUACCUCGCCCCCGCGAACGCGGACCUCCUGUCGAGGCUCUACAUCGAACCGGCGUCCAAUAACCCGGUCGUCAGGCUGACACUCGCGCACCAGGUCCGCGCGGCCGCCGAGGCUGAGGUGCUGAAGGUGACAAGGAGCGCCGUAGUUGAUGUGAAGAGGGUACACGCCGACGCGCGCGCCGCGUUCGAGGCCCUUGCCGCGUUGCUGGAGGAGAGUAGGAGUGGCAGGAGCGCCGGGGCGGCCGCGGCAGAAAAGGGAGGAGAGGGUGGUGGUGGUGAGUGGUUCUUUGGCUGCGAGGGCCCGACGCUCUUUGAUGCGUCCGUAUUUUCGUAUACGCAACUGCUGCUCGAUGAGGAGUUUGGGUGGGUGGAUGCUUCGUUGUCGGAGAUUUUGCGGGAGUUCCCUUCUCUUGUGAGGCAUCGCGAGAGGUUGUUGGAGAGGUGCUUCCCUGAUAGCGACGAGGGGGUCCUGGUAUGA